Molecule: messenger RNA, 2263 nt
Organism: Canis lupus familiaris (dog)
Lineage: Eukaryota; Metazoa; Chordata; Mammalia; Carnivora; Canidae
Exons: 6
Coding region: 1-747 (248 amino acids)
Source: RefSeq, a predicted model, not a curated record
AUGUCAGGAAUUCUCUUUGGUUGGAACCCCUCCCCUUGGCCGCACUUGAAAAGCCGGCGGAUGAGGCCGGACACCGCGCCCCGUGCAAAAGCCCUGCUCACUGGCCUCGCCGGGGAAGGGGACGCGGUCGGGGUCGUCCCGGCGGCGGGCAGGCGCCGACCGGACCACUCACCUGUCAGCGGCCGCCGGCGAGGGGCGGGGAAGGGGCGGAGAGCGGGAAGGGUGGCUGACCCCACCGACCGCCCUCCGCGGCUGCGCCCCCGACCCGUCGGCGCCGGCCCCGCCCUCCCGACUGUGACGUCAGCGCCCGCGGACCACUCAACGGCCGCCCCUGCCGGCUCGCUGGGAGCCGAUUGGCCGGUGGGAGGAAGGGCGGGCGGCAGGAGGAACCGAGGGAAACCCUGCGGCCGGCGGUUGCCAUGGACGCUCUCGCGCCUAGUAACCAGGCUCCGGGAGACCUGGCGGGUCGCGGAGGUGACGCGGGGAAGCGCAACCCAAGGGAGAGGCCGCGGAGAUGAGGCAAUGCAGGUUUGGAGAUGUUGGGUAGCUUGCUCCAGAGACACACAAACAGAGGAAGAGCCAUGCUCUGAAUCCGGGGCACACCUUGUUGGGAGUACCUCCAGAGAGCCAAAGGUUUGGGAGACCCAUCACCAACAUCCUUUGAUGUCUCCCCUAUAUCCAGGAAGCCUCAUGAGCACAUCACUGUUGCUACAGAACAAGAGAGGGGUGACGGCGGAAGAUUCUUGAACCUCCACAGCCACACAUGGUGGCUAUUUUCUCCUGGCUUCCCCCUCCCACAGCAGCAUAGCAGGAAGAGAAGCAUCACAUUAUCUUGCAGCAGAAACAUGGCAAGACAGAAUUUAAUUAUAUGUGGCUGCAAGUUAGCCACAACAUUGGAUGAGGUCAUCAGUUCUUACAGAAAAUGACCAAGGCUUCUUGAAAGGUGACAACUAUUUUUAAAUAACUAGACUUUUAAAAAAAAAAUGUUUUCUUCUCUCCCCUCUCAGCUUAAGGCAGAUUGGCCCAAGUCCUAAUUUAGAUCAGUGUUUCUUGUGAGUACUAGAGAUUAUCUUUCUUCCCCUGGUUCUCUAUCCCUGGAGUUUGUAUACACAUCCAAGCACACAGCUUAGAAAUAACAAUGAAAAUAUAUAAAUUGGUAUCUGAGACACAUAUACAGAAGCUUUAAAUAACUUAUUGGGUGCCACACUCUCUUGAGGGGGUGGUUAAGAGAGUCAGGAAGAGAUUGCAGAGGACACAGUGACUCUACUAUGGCUCUGAGAGUCGUUCUCAGAAAACGCAGAGCAUUGAGGACGGGUGUUUGCUGGGUCUGGGACACCACCCGAAGUGUAACAUAGCAGGUUUCUGCAGCUCAGUGGAGACUUCUAGUCUAUGAGGCAAGCCUGCUAGACACCCUGGAAUAUGUUCCAAGGAGCAUGUCGGCACUUAGGUGGUUUUAGGGCAUCAAUUUCCAAUCUUCGGCUUCUGUACAUACUCAUUCCUACAACUGAUCUUCCUUGAGGGGAGCAGGGUCAAGUGGUCCACUUGGUUCCCUCAUCCUUUCACUAAGACCCUACGUACUUUCAAACACAUGUUGGCGUCAGGUGUGAAACAUCUUGGGGUGACAAACGAAGAGACAAUCCAAAGGCUAGAAAGUCUAUGACUGUAAUAAUUAGGUAAUGAAUUAUUUUGCCAGUGUAGUGGGUUUUAGUUCAUUUCCUACAAAAUUAAAGGAAGUUUCAAAUGGUUGUUCAUCCAUCAAAUAAUUUUUGAUGAUAGAUGAUCUUGUUAUUUAAGGCAUAUCAUUCAGAAGGAAUUAUAUUUUAAGUUGAGUAACAUUGAUACAAGGAUUCUUCUUUCAGUCCUAUUUAAUUUGUGUGAACAAAGUUUCUCAACACCAGCAUCCAUAAAAAUGAGACAUUGGCACAGACAUAACAUGGAAACUCAACUCAGUUUAGCAGUGACAUGUGUACUAAUAGUAGAAUAAGUAAAUCAUGUCCCAUCUAUCUCAUGGAGAGGUGUAUUUCCAAUAAAAUGUUGCUUUGGGAGUUUAAUAAUAAGAUAAAUUUCUGUUUCUUAGGUCAAUAGUAUGCCAGUAAUUAAAAGUUUGACAUCUUUAUGCUUGGAACCUUAUUUGAUGCUGUUAUAAAUGUUUCAAAAUUGUUAAGUCUCACUUUUGUACAUAUUUCUGUUUUGUUUAUAUUUUCUUUUGUUUCAUUUAUUACAAAUUUUGAAUUGAAUUUAAAUAAAAUAAAAUUAUGCUCUA